UCGCAGCGGACACGCAUGCCAUGCUUGAUGACAGGGCAAGCAGUUGCCGGCCGGGCCCACGUCGGAAAGAGCUACACCUUUCACUGUCCAGGUGGGCUUCGUUCGUUGAAGGUAUGCGGUAGGAGGGUAGCGUUACCGUCAAAAAGCGAAGCGGAGCGGACUUUAAAAGAGAAGAGAAAGACGCUUGAGGCAAGCGCCGAAGCAGGACAGACGAAAGGCAGUAUGCUGGCAUUGUGCUCUUCCUCCUCCGCUCCUCCCCUCUUCUUCCAUCGAGCUUCUUCCUCUCGAACUCCCAAGGUCUCAAUUAAUCAUAGAUGUGCAAAACACCAAUCAACAUUACUGGUGAAUGCAUCUGCAAGUUUUCCUGGCAGAUUACCUCUCUUUUAUUCACAAAGAUGGUCCAUGAACAACAAGGCUGAACAACAAUUUGCAAUAUCAUCUGUUGUGAAAGAAACCCAAGCUUCUACAACCAUUGAAGAAGAUGUUCAACUUGGAGUUUUUGAAAUCGAUCCAUCACUGGAAAAAUUCAAAGACCAUUUUAGUUAUAGGACAAAGAAAUACAUAGAAACUAAAUCAAUGAUUGAAAAAUACGAAGGAAGUCUUGAAGAAUUUGCUCAAGGUUACCUAAAGUUCGGAUUCAAUAGAGAACAAGACAGUAUUGUCUACCGUGAAUGGGCUCCAGCUGCACAAGAAGCGCAAGUUAUUGGAGAUUUUAAUGGUUGGGAUGGGUCCAACCACAAAAUGGAAAGAAACGAAUUUGGGGUUUGGACAAUUACAAUUCCAGACUCCGGAGGCAGCCCAUCCAUUCCACACAAUUCCAGAAUCAAAUUUCGGUUCAAACAUGGCAAUGGGGUUUGGGUUGACAGGAUUCCGGCAUGGAUCAAAUUUGCAACUGUUGCCCCGACUCAGUUUGGUGCUCCUUACGAUGGGGUUUACUGGGAUCCACAAUCUUCAGAGAGGUAUAUCUUCAAGCAUCCUCGACCUCCUAAAUCUGCAGCUCCAAGGAUCUAUGAAGCUCAUGUUGGGAUGUGUGGCCAAGAACCACGUGUAAGCACUUACAGGGAAUUUGCAGACAAUGUCUUACCUCGUAUAAGUGAAAAUAACUACAACACGAUUCAGUUAAUGGCUAUCAUGGAACACUCAUACUAUGGAUCUUUCGGUUAUCAUGUUACCAACUUUUUUGCUGUAAGUAGUAGAUCUGGGACACCCGAGGAUCUUAAGUAUCUUAUAGACAAGGCCCAUGGUUUAGGAAUCCGAGUUUUAAUGGAUGUUGUUCACAGCCAUGCUAGCAACAAUGUCACAGAUGGUCUUAAUGGGUUUGAUGUUGGACAAGGCACUCAAGACUCGUACUUCCAUACUGGAGAAAAGGGUUCUCAUAAACUAUGGGAUAGCCGAUUAUUCAACUAUGCUAACUGGGAAGUUCUACGCUUUCUUUUAUCAAACUUAAGAUGGUGGCUGGAUGAGUUCAUGUUUGAUGGUUUUCGAUUUGAUGGCGUAACUUCAAUGCUCUACCAUCAUCAUGGAAUUAACAUGGUAUUCACUGGAAACUACAGUGAGUAUUUCAGCGAAGCUACUGAUGUGGAUGCAGUGGUUUACAUGAUGCUUGCAAACCACUUGGUGCAUAAGCUUUUGCCAGAUGCCACUGUUGUUGCUGAAGAUGUUUCUGGCAUGCCAGCUCUCUGUCGACCAGUUUAUGAAGGUGGAGUAGGUUUUGACUAUAGGUUGGCCAUGUCAAUCCCUGAUAAGUGGAUUGACUUCUUGAAGAAUCAAAGGGAUAUUGAAUGGUCAAUGAAAGACAUUGUUUGGAGCCUUACAAACAGGAGAUACACUGAAAAGUGCAUAGCAUAUGCAGAAAGCCAUGAUCAGGCUAUUGUAGGGGACAAAACGAUUUCCUUCCUCCUGAUGGACAAGGAGAUGUAUUCAGGCAUGUCUGAUUUGAAACCUGCUUCGCCUCUCAUUGAUCGAGGGACGUCACUGCAUAAGAUGAUUCACUUAAUAACUAUGGCGCUGGGUGGUGAAGGUUACUUAAAUUUCAUGGGAAAUGAGUUUGGUCAUCCGGAAUGGAUUGAUUUUCCAAGAGAAGGCAAUGACUGGAGCUAUGAUAAGUGUAGACGUCAGUGGAACCUGGUGGACACUGAUCACCUAAGAUACAAGCACAUGAAUGCCUUUGAUAGAGCAAUGAAUUUGCUUGAUGAUAGAUUCCACUUCCUUGCAUCAGCAAAGCAGGUUGUGAGUAGCACGUCUGAAGAAGAUAAGGUAAUUGUGUUCGAACGAGGCGAUUUGAUUUUUGUGUUCAAUUUCCAUCCAGAGAACACCUAUAACGGGUAUAAGGUUGGCUGUGAUUUGCCAGGGAAAUACAAGGUAGCACUGGAUAGUGAUGCUUCCGAAUUUGGUGGACAAGGAAGAGUUGGCCAAGAUGUAGACCAUUUUACAACUCCUGAAGGAAUUCCAGGAGUUCCAGAAACAAACUUCAACAACCGUCCCAACUCAUUCCAAGUCCUAUCUCCUGCACGCACUUGUGUGGUUUAUUACAAAGUUGAUGAAACUGCUGAACAACCCGGCGAAGAAACCAUUGGAAGCGAAUCGACACUGUCAAGUAUAUCGGUUCAAUCUGAAGUCGACGAAACCACUGCAGUCACCACUCUAGUCCUAGGAGAAGAAACAGAAGAAACAACUGAAACAGGCGCAAUGCUGGCGCUGGAUGAUUCAAACAUUGACAAGAAUGCUGAUUUCUUGAGCAAUGAAAACUGAUAAGUCAGCAAACAAAUAGAUUAAGGGGUUCUCCUGAUCAAAGCUCCUUCAGAAGAUCUUUCGGGUGAAGAUAAGUAUUAAAUAAACAAGGAGCUUACUGGUGCCACUUUAGCAGCUUCUAUUUUGUUAUAAAUUGACAGUUAUGGUUUUGACAUUGCAAGUUUCUUUUAUCAUGUACAUAUAUGCAGUUACUUCCAGUAAAAGAAUGAGAGUCAUUGUGCCACAAACAGUUGCACAUAACUAUCAUAAAGAUGAGAUUAAUUAGUGAUGAAAAUGAAUGUUCUCUUAAA
Zingiber officinale is the source of this 3041-nucleotide messenger RNA. Its product is annotated as 1,4-alpha-glucan-branching enzyme, chloroplastic/amyloplastic-like. The record is from RefSeq and is a predicted model, not a curated record. The transcript has 14 exons. Gene Ontology annotation, biological process: carbohydrate metabolic process. Bases 16 to 2751 code for a protein of 911 amino acids. Gene Ontology annotation, molecular function: 1,4-alpha-glucan branching enzyme activity; hydrolase activity, hydrolyzing O-glycosyl compounds; cation binding. Gene Ontology annotation, cellular component: cytoplasm. Lineage: Eukaryota; Viridiplantae; Streptophyta; Magnoliopsida; Zingiberales; Zingiberaceae.